Molecule: messenger RNA, 1422 nt
Organism: Pediculus humanus corporis (human body louse)
Lineage: Eukaryota; Metazoa; Arthropoda; Insecta; Psocodea; Pediculidae
Product: protein farnesyltransferase alpha subunit, putative
Exons: 3
Coding region: 1-1422 (473 amino acids)
Biological process (GO): protein prenylation
Cellular component (GO): cytoplasm
Molecular function (GO): protein prenyltransferase activity
Source: RefSeq, a predicted model, not a curated record
AUGUCGAACAGUUCUUACGAUGCAGUCGCCGAAAAAGUUUUAUUCGAUUUGGAAUUGGCAAUCACUAAAGAUCCUUCAAUAAAUGAAUUUUAUAUCAUUCCAACGUUGGAAGAACAAAAUCGAAACAGUUCACCUAUUUUGAAAGGAGAAAAUACUCUCGGUUUGGAAUCAUGGAUUGUGUGUCACAUUUAUCCCUAUGCUCACAGACAAAUAUUGCAAAAAAACAAUUACAGGACUCAGAAUCUGUGCAAGGUCAUACCUUGUUUAACAGGUGUCACUUUAUUAAAUCCAGAAAUGUCAACUGCAUGGAAUAAAAGAAGAGAAUUAAUCAUUGCCAAAAAGUUACACGUCGAUAAUGAAUUAAGAUUAACAAGAAUGGCUUUGACGAGAAAACCGAAAUGUAACGAAGCAUUAUCGCAUAGAAGAUGGGUUAUAAUGGAAAUAUUAAAAGAUGUUCAAAAUAAAACGACUUUGUUGAAUGAAGAACUUGCUUUGUGUGAAAUAAUUGCCAACAGACAUCACAGUAAUUAUUAUGCAUGGAAUCAUAGAAUAUGGUCAAUGCAGUAUUUAUUACCCGAUUUUUCUUUUCAAAAUUUCAAUACCAAAGCGCAGAAACCUUCAUUUUUUGAAGUUCUCUAUAAUAAAUCAUUUGAAAUUGUCAAUCAUCCUGUGUCUGAAUGUGAGUUACUUAACUUAAAUAAUUAUGAAAUAACAAACAUGUAUUUUAUUGAAUUAGAUAAUAAUUUCAAAUGGGUUUCAUCUCACGUGUCCGAUUAUAGCGGAUUACAUUUUCGUACUUUUUUGUUGACGGAAAUUCUUUCUUACACGUAUAACUUUUUAACAUGUUUCAAUCGGAAUAAUUAUCAAUCUGACGUUCACAAUUUAAAUUGUAACUUUGUACCUUCGAUAAUUAGUUGUGGUAAAUCGAAUUUAACAGAAUUUUUGACAAUGUAUAAUUUCGAUCAGAAUCAAAAAAAAACCAUUGAUAAUUACAUAUUGAAAUUAGAAAAAAAAUUGACAUUGGUAGACAUUGCUUUGUUUUUAAUAGUGGCUGAAUUAAAAUCGAACAUUUCAUUGAGUUUGGUUUUUCCAAAUCACGAAGCCGUUUGGAAUUACAGAAAAUUUUUAAUAUACAGUUACAUGCAUGUGAUAAAUUGUUUAGAUUCUUGCAGUGAUUGCGAUCAAAUUAAUUCUUUGCAUCAGGAUCAAAAUGGCAUCCCUUGCAAAAAAGAUUUUAAAUUCGAUUAUGAAAAUGAAAUGUUUACAUUUAAAAAACAUUCGAAUCUUUUCAAUGCUUUUUUUUCCGGGAUAAUAAACAGUGAAAAAAAAUUUUUAUCCGAAGUUUGUUCGACGAAUGAAUACACUAAAACAUUAGUUAGGAAAUACAGUCAUUGGUUAGAAAAUUCAUUUAGAAAUAAUUAA